UUUCAUCACAGUGAUGCAAAAAAAAAAAAAAAAUAUUCUCCAGCUUCAGCCGUGACCUAGUUCAUUCAAGGGCAGGCAAAACUUGCUCUCCUUCCAGAACUUGCUUGGACGCGGACUUUUCCCUCCUAAGAAGACAUGAGUUUUUCUGAAACAGACCCAACUGUGCUUUGAUUUGUUUGUGGACGAGACCCUGAAUCUCAGUCCCUGUCAGGGGACAAGGACAUAAAGACGUCCAAUCAAUGCUUCACAUACGGCCAGGGGACCCCGACAGCAAGCCAGCCCUCCAAUAACAUCUCCUGGAUAAACAGAAUUGAAAAAUCACGUGGCAUGAAAGGAUGACAGACCCAAGCUGCCCCCGGAGGCACACACUGUGUUUUCUAUCAACCUUACUUUCCCAGAAGGUUCCGGAGAAGUCUGACGUCGUGCUUCGAUGCAUGAUAGCUGGUCAGCCCAAGCCAGAGGUGACUUGGUACAAGAAUGGUGAAGCCAUAGAGGAGGGAGGCAGUGUUUCCAGCUAUGAGUUCUUUGAGAACCAGUACAUUCAUUUGCUCCAUCUCUCAUGCUGUACCCAGAGCGAUGCUGCUGUUUAUCAAGUCUCUGCAAGAAGCCGCGAGGGGAUGAUCUGCUGUUCGGCAUCCGUUGAGGUCCAGUGUCUGCAGGACGCGCAAGUGUCUCCUGACCCAGGAGGUGCCAGGGAUGUGGUGGGCAAACAUGAAACAGAGAGACAUGAAGGAGAUGACAUAAAGCACACAGACGAGAAAUGGAGCCCUUGUAAGGGAGAAGAAAGUGUGGGGGGUUGCAUGUCAGCUGAUUCCUCCCCCCACAAAUCCAGCCACUCAUGGUUGCCCCAGAGAGAGGCCAUGUAUGACUCUGGUGCUUCCAAUUCUGAGAAUCCUCUAGAUGUUAAAGAGACAAGACAAAGGAUAGAGCCGUACAGUUCAAACAACACACAAGACAAUUCCUUUCAUUCAGAUAACACUACUGAAAAACAGGAUGUAUGUCAGCACAGGACAGGGCAUGCAACUGAGCCGGGGUUAACUGGUGGUGACCUAGGUAGCAAAGGGGCUAAUGAGGAGGGUGUGACCCCUCGUCAUCAAAACCCCAAAGCACAGAAAUACAUCAGUUUUAGUCUCCCACUGCCGGAGGCCACCCUGUGUCCUUACCCAGGUGACAGCAACUCCAUCACCGUGCAGCCCGGCCCACAGGUUUCCAGUGAAGACUCUGACAGUGACUAUGAACUUUGCCCAGAGAUAACCCUAACUUACACGGAGGAGUUUUCGGAUGAUGACCUGGAGUAUCUGGAAUGUUCCGAUGUUAUGACGGAUUACUCUAACGCCGUUUGGCAAAGUAGCCUGCUGGGGACUGACCGAGUUUUUUUAUUAGAAAGCGAUGACGAAGAGAUGGCAUUGAAUGAGUGUGGUCCGGGUGGGCGUGAGCAUUUCCUCAGUGAAAUGGGUUGUGGGCCUCGGGUGUCGGGUGACAUGGGGCCUACGAAUGCCACCACUGGCUUGUGUCCUUAUCACUCACAACCCCAGGAAGUGGGGGUCAGGAGCAGCGGAGCCUCCAGGCAUAGUCCCUUACCCCUGCAUGCAGGAAUGACUCUUACUCUGGGACCUCACCAGGAUGGAACGGCUAAGAUGACUGAACUGGGGAGGGCUCCACUCCCUACUGCUUCCGAGGCUGUUGGACAUGAUUGUCCAGGAAUUCGGGGAGAAACCAGAGACAACCCUGAAGCGGGAGAGGAAUUCUCCAGUGACAGUCUGCAGACCAUGGAUAAGGCAGAGACGGAGGCAGGGGUGAGGCCCUCGUCUGGGGGGUUAGAAAAGUCAGAAGUGAAGCAGGGUUUGAAAAGCCUGGCUGGGGAAAGAGCAGAUGAAAAGCAUCCGGGCAGCAGAAAGGCUGCCCAGAGACCCACCAGGGCGAGGCGGCCCGGAAUGAAGGCAAAUGCCAAGAAGCAGCUGCUGAAAGACAAUUCUCCAAAAGACACGCUUGAUCUGCUCCCCAAGGAACCGACUAGGCACCCCUUAACUGGGAACUAUGGACAAGAGCCCACACACUCCGAGGCAGGAGCUGCUGGCUGGAAUUCCCACUUCCAUGCAGAACCGUGUAUUCCACUUCCUGCAGAGCACGACACCAAAACCCCUCGGCCACCAGCAGACCCACUUCCGAAGGAAGGGGACACAAGCUUGGGGAGAAGAGGGGAGCUGUUUAAUCAAAUAUUUGAAGCAAGCCAGAUAGCAGACCAGACUGACCAUCUUCAGAUUUUGGCAAUGCUAAGGAUUGAAUCUCAUGGUUUGCAUGCCUUCAACAAGUACUCUAUCCCCAUUCAGAAUUCAUGCCUUACUAAAGACUUUUUUUUAAGAUAA
Molecule: messenger RNA, 2366 nt
Organism: Microtus oregoni (creeping vole)
Lineage: Eukaryota; Metazoa; Chordata; Mammalia; Rodentia; Cricetidae
Product: alpha-protein kinase 2-like
Exons: 5
Coding region: 336-2366 (676 amino acids)
Source: RefSeq, a predicted model, not a curated record